Ambispora leptoticha is the source of this 175-nucleotide messenger RNA. The record is from the annotation of a GenBank genome assembly. NCBI's taxonomy places the organism in Eukaryota, Fungi, Glomeromycota, Glomeromycetes, Archaeosporales, Ambisporaceae.
GAGAUAUUGCAUUUUCUAAAUAUGAAGGUAGCUUAAUUGCAGAAAUUUGUGAAGGAUUAAGACCAAAUAUUCUUAAAGGUACGGCGACGUAUUAUACAGAACUUUUAACAAAGUGUUGGGAUAAAGAUCCAAAAGAACGUCCGUCAGCUAUAGAAAUUCACGAAACUAUUUUAAA